CACGCGAGUCUCGUUACUUUUGCUGCGUCCCAAUUUGCAUACUAUCCGUUCUAAAUAUCAUUAUGCCAAUGAUUCCCGGAUGGUCUACUACUUGAGAUUAAAAUUCGAAGUGCAGAUCGAGAACUACAAACACGCAUAAAAGCGUUCAAAAACUACAAAAAUGGCGUAUAUGCGAGACCAACGGACAACAGAGAAAGGGAUCUAUGUGACACUGUUAUAGAGAUGGCAUUUAUUAAAGAGGAGAGUGAAGACAUAACGAUUGAAGAAACAUUCAAAGUGAAACAAGAAGAUGCGGUGCAACAAACAAAGAUGGAUUUAAUUAAAGAGGAGAGAGAAGAAAUGGAGAUUAAAGAAAAAUUCAAAGUCAAACAAGAAGAUGCUGAGGAACAAUCAGAGCUAAACACUGCACUCCGGAAAUCCGGCACGGUGCCGGAUAACUUUAAGCCCUACCUGAUGACACUGAAAGAGGAGAGUUGUGAGCUCAGUAUUCAGCAUGAAAAAUAUGAUUUCCUGAAUGAAGAAAAAUCAUUUAGUUGCCCACAUACUGAAAAGACUUCACGAAAAAGGGCUCAAAAGACAGCAAAUGGAAAGCACUUCACCUGUCAACAGUGUGGGAAAAGUUUCACGAGAAAACAACAUCUUCAUGUCCACACGAGAGUUCACACUGGAGAGAAACCUUUCACCUGUCAACAAUGUGGAAAGCGUUUCAUGAAAUAUGAAAACCUUAAAAAACACACAAGAAUUCAUACAGGAGAGAAGCCUUACACAUGUUCUCAAUGUGGAAAAAGUUUUUCAUUUAAACAACACCUCAAUGACCACAUGAAAAUCCAUACUGGAGAGAAACCUUUCACCUGCCAACAGUGUGGAAAGAGUUUCACUAAAAAAGGAAACCUUAAAUACCACAUGAGUGUUCACACCGGAGAGAAACCUUUCACAUGUUCUCAAUGCGGAAACAGAUUCACUAAAAAAGGAACUCUUACAGCCCACACAAGAAUUCAUACAGGAAAUAAACCUUUCACAUGUUCUCUAUGUGGGAAACGUUUUAAUCGUAAUCAACAUCUCAAGGACCACAUACGAGUUCACACUGGAGAGAAACCUUUCACCUGCCAACAGUGUGGGAAGGAUUUUACUCAAAAAGGAAACCUUAGCAAACAUAUGAAGGUUCACACUGGAAAGAAGCCAUUUACAUGUGAUAAGAGUUUUGAAUAUAACAUAGCACUUUAACAUGUACAAUCACACCGGUGUGAUUAUUGCUCAGUGUGUCGUGAUUAACUGCUAAAUUCAGAUGUUUUUGUGUUUAACUGAUGCUUUGACAUGUUCCAUCGACAGACACUUCUGGACCCCAUGACCGUUUAAUGCAUAAACUGAUAAUCAAAUCUGUUAAAUCGGACAGAUUUACACUGAUGUUCCCCCGGCUCGACGACUCACAGGAUUGCCCCAGUGCGACUUUCUUGUUCUCAGGAUUUUCUUCUUUUCUCUACAUUACAGAAAAACGCGUUCUUCUCCUUUGACAGAUAAUAGAACAUAAAACUUAUAUUGAUGAUGUUCAAAAGACGGUCAUUUAAAAGUAUAAAAAGACCAACUAUAUUCACAAAUAAAAUGUUUGAUGUUUUGUAUAUGCUUUAUGUGUUUAUAAAUAAAAGCU
Molecule: messenger RNA, 1645 nt
Organism: Carassius auratus (goldfish)
Lineage: Eukaryota; Metazoa; Chordata; Actinopteri; Cypriniformes; Cyprinidae
Product: gastrula zinc finger protein XlCGF8.2DB-like
Exons: 4
Coding region: 223-1224 (333 amino acids)
Biological process (GO): regulation of transcription by RNA polymerase II
Cellular component (GO): transcription regulator complex; nucleus; PcG protein complex
Molecular function (GO): DNA-binding transcription factor activity, RNA polymerase II-specific; RNA polymerase II cis-regulatory region sequence-specific DNA binding
Source: RefSeq, a predicted model, not a curated record